Molecule: messenger RNA, 3718 nt
Organism: Lampris incognitus (smalleye Pacific opah)
Lineage: Eukaryota; Metazoa; Chordata; Actinopteri; Lampriformes; Lampridae
Gene: ano10a
Product: anoctamin 10a
Exons: 14
Coding region: 471-2426 (651 amino acids)
Biological process (GO): chloride transmembrane transport
Cellular component (GO): plasma membrane
Molecular function (GO): chloride channel activity
Source: RefSeq, a predicted model, not a curated record
UGUAACACAAUCGCGGAAGAAGCUGUUCCGUCAAAUUCCCAAGCGCCGCUCCUCUGAAGCACCCAGAGACAGGAGAGCUCUGGUAAUUAUCGGUGCAUGACUUCAAUAGAAAGCAGUUUGUAUACGCACCGCAAUUUGCGGCUGUUUUGUUCGCUCUGAUUUGAACCAAAUAAAUCAGUAGCUGUUAAUAUCCUCAUUUCACCCAUGUUUCUGAACAUUAUGUUGUUAUCAUAGUCUACGCGGCCUAAUGAAACUAUAGCAGAAGUCACGUUGUCCCUUGAAUACCCACUGGUGGCGGUGCGAAAACUGAAGUGUGCUGCGCUGAUUAGUGACGUGGAAUAAAAGAGGAUUCCAGUGGCCUAUCGGCUGUCAAUUACGUGUAUUGAUCCGGUUGACAGUUUUGUUGCCCUCCUUUUCUGACCCUCUCCUGCCUUCGACAGAGGGACAGGGGUGCUGUGGGUGAGGAGAAGAUGUAUCAACCAUUAGUAGAUGUUGAUGGGUUCAGGUUCACUCCUCUGGUGGUGCUGGAGCUGGCCUCGGACACCAAGGAGGAAGCUAUCACAUGGCUACUACACCGAAUAAAAGACACACAACAAAAUGGAGGUGCGGAGCUGCUGGUGGAGCAGCUGAGCCCUGCGGCUGUGGUCUCUGGGAAGGACAACCCCAACCUGUACCUGGUGGGGGCCUCCUGGCAGAGGCUGCUGUCCGGGGCCGAGGAUCUGGGCCUCUUCAAGGAGUUCAAUGAUGGCUCCAUGAGGGUCUUCACCUACACCAACAAGCACAACUUCAAAGACUUUAAAGGAGAUGGGGAUGGGUUCCUUAGCAUGGCUGAGUGUCAGUUUGUCAUAAAACAUGAGCUUGACACACUGAGAGCCAAGGACGAUACACACGUACCAGGAUACAGCCAUGCCAAACUCUACCCAGGAAAAUCCAUCAUUCGCAGACUGCAGUCGAAGGGGAUUCUAAUUCAGGUGUUUCCUCUCCAUGAGAGGGAGGAACUGAAGAGACUUUCUUUCUCUUGGUACCAGAAGGUGAAACUGUCCUUCCAGCCGCUCAAUGACAUCAGGCAUUAUUAUGGUGAGGGCCUGGCGCUGUACUUUGGUUUCCUGGAGUACUUCACCUUUGCCCUGAUUCCCAUGGCUCUCAUCGGUCUGCCUUACUAUCUGUUUGACUGGGAGAACUACGAUAAAUAUAUUGUCUUUGCUUUCUUCAACUUGUUGUGGUGCACAGUUAUUCUUGAGGUAUGGAAGCGGUAUAGCGCCACAUUAGCCUACAGCUGGGGCACACUGAGCAGGAAGAAGGCCUUUGAAGAGCCUCGGCCCGGUUUCCAUGGGGUCCUGGGGUUCAACCCCGUGACAGGCCGCAAGGAACCUCUCUAUCCCAACGCCAAGCGACUACUUCGCAUUUACCUCGUCUCUGUGCCCUUUGUCCUACUUUGUCUCUACCUGUCAUUCUAUGUCAUGAUGAUCUACUUUGAGAUGGAGGGAUGGGCGCUGACUAUCUACAGUGAGGACCCCACCUUCUGGACAGGAAUAUUGCUGUUCAUCCCCAGUAUUAUCUAUGCUGUGGUGAUAGAGGUCAUGAACCUGAUUUACAGAUAUGCUGCUGAGUUUCUCACUGAGUGGGAAAAUCACAGGCUUGAGUCUUCUUAUCAAAAUCACUUAGUCCUUAAAGUGUUGGUGUUCAACUUCUUUAACUGUUUCGCCUCGCUGUUCUACAUAGCCUUUGUGAUGCAAGACAUGGUGCUGCUCAGACAGAGUCUGGCCACCCUGCUGAUUACAAGUCAGAUACUGAACCAGAUCAUGGAGGCCUUUUUGCCCUACUGGCUACAGAGGAGACGCAACAAGAAGAUGAUGCGCAAAUCGCAGAAGAGGAAGACCCUGGAUGACAAGGAGCUGCCUUUAGUGGACCAAGCAAGGCUGGAGGCUGAAAUGGCCGCAUACCUGGGUACAUUUGAUGACUACCUGGAGUUGUUCUUGCUGUUUGGUUACGUCAGCCUGUUCUCCUGCGUUUAUCCACUAGCUGCCAUCCUGGUGGUGCUAAACAACAUCACCGAGGUGUACUCAGAUGCCUUCAAGAUGUGCCGCGUGUUCAAACGACCCUUCUCUGACCCUGCAGCCAACAUUGGGGUCUGGCAGCUUGCUUUUGAGACCAUGAGUGUGAUAGCGGUGGUGACCAACUGUGCACUGAUCAGCAUAUCUCCACAAGCCAAGGCUUAUUUCCCUGAAUCGGAAACACAGCUGAUAUUCUACACGGUGGCCAUUGAGCAUGGGCUCCUGGCCCUCAAGUUCAUCCUGACCUUUGUGAUCCCAGACAUCCCCAAACCCAUCCAGAUCAAACUGGCUCGCCUGGAGUUUGAAUCCUUGGAAGCCCUCAAGAAAAAGAAAAUGCUGGAAGCCACGGAGCUCACUGAGACUGUCCAGUGAGGAGGAGCGGAAGGGACAGCUGUACAGAUACUGACCACUGAGAAACAAUUCGCAUGGUUUCAACAAAUCAACUGUUUACAUCACUUUGCAGAGAAGUGGCUUUGUCUUACUUACCUGAAUUUUUCAUCACAGGAUGUGCCGUGUUAAAUGUACCUGCAAUGUCUUCAUUGCAUUGCUUUAGUUAGUGAGUUAAUGCUGGAAAUAAGUGUAAUUGUUGCCGUUAUGUUUGCUUGCAAUAGAAUACUGUUGUUCUCAGCUGACUACUGUUUUAAGCAAAUGGCUGUGUACCAAAUGUAUUCUGAUGGGUCUGUAAACUGCAGUCAGACUUUGUCUGAGAGUACUGUACUCUAAAUAUUAUGUUAGUUGGCUAUUGGUGAAGGUGUUGGAAAGGACAGCUAUGAGGCUAGAAUAAGUAUUCAGAUAUAAUUGGGAUAUGUAAACUCUGUGGCUCUAGGUAAGCCAAAUACAUCAUACAUCUGAGACCGUUAGUUUUUCCACAUUAUAAAUUCUAUCUAUUACUAAAGCCACUUUCGGGUAGGGUGGAUAAUCACAUUUGUAUUAUAUUAUUAUUGCAUGGUGUUAUACUCACUUUGUCUCAAAUGCUUAAGCAUUUGUGAUAUACCCAGCAAUUAGCGCAAUUGCAAAUGAAGUACAAGGGAUGAUGGGUUUACAGCGUAAACGCCUCUCCAGCACUGCACCCACCCAACGCUCUACCACAAGUGUUACUGUGGCAACUGACAGCAUCCAUCAUAUAGUACCUGAGACCAUCUUCAAAAUGGAGGACUUCAAACAUUGCUUUUUUUGUGUCUCAGAAAUUUUAGAGCAAUUCUUUCACUCCACAAACAGUAUUCAAGAGUUUGCUCAAUCAAGCUAAGCCAACUAUUGAUGCAUGGUCUAUUACCCAUGCAGUGGUCAGUAAACUGAUGACCAGCACUGAUACUGAAAGGCAUGUGCUUUAUGAUGCAUGCUAAAGCACAUUAAAGAGUUGAGAAAAAUUAAAUAGCAACAUAUUUAUGUCACAAGGUGGCUGUCAGAUAUUUACUGUCAGACUUUUAUCAGUGUUUGUGCUUCCAGUAUGUUAUUUAAUAACUUUUUAAAGACCAUGCACUCCUAACACCCCUUUGUGCCUUGAAAUGCAAUGCCUUUUAGCAACUUUGUUUUGUACACCAUACAUGAAUACACCAGAGACUGCUGGUAUUUGCAUUACCAAGUAUACUGAAACUGCUGCAGGGUGUAAAGUUAUGAGUAAGCAAUCUGAUCUGGAACUGUUGGCUCAAAUAAAUCUGUAUACA